Molecule: messenger RNA, 1803 nt
Organism: Cryptococcus wingfieldii CBS 7118
Lineage: Eukaryota; Fungi; Basidiomycota; Tremellomycetes; Tremellales; Cryptococcaceae
Exons: 3
Coding region: 1-1803 (600 amino acids)
Molecular function (GO): DNA binding
Source: RefSeq, a predicted model, not a curated record
AUGCCAGCAGAGGGAUCCACCCGUAAACCGAGGAGAUCCUCUACCUCCUUCAUCCUUCCCGCUAUCAACAACAUCCCCCAAUCCGCAACCCCAACCCCGGCAGCAAUGAACGGCGCCAACAAAGAGGGCAAAGAUGCCAAAGAUCCCUACGCCAACCUGCUCGUCAACUACUACGAUGCGGCUCCCCUUUUCUGGCCAGAGUUUAAAGAUCCAGCCCAGGCGCCCCUUCAACUCAAGGGAUGCCUUCCCAAUGGGCUUCUGCCAUGCCCCCUCGGUCCCGGCUGGUCUAUCGAUGUCAAUGAUCUAUUGAUCCUCCACCCGGAUAAAAUCAAGGGCCAGAAGGGGUAUACGGAGUGGAAGUUGAUCACAUGUAGGGCGUGUGGAAAGACGUACGAUGGAAAAAAUGGUCGAAGUGUAGCAAGACGGCAUUUGCAGGACAAGCACGGAAUGCCCUUGGCAGCGCAAAGCAGGCGUAGCCGAUGGGACUGGCUGAAGGGAAUGGGCGAUGGCGAUGGCGAAGACAUACAUGGAAAGAAGAGAAAGAGGCCCAGUACAGCCCCUCGUAUGCAAGCCAAGCUCGAGAAACACUAUUCUGAUUUUCUCCUCAAAUUUGGUCCUGCAGGCCUCGCGACAUCAUACGGCCUGACCCUCAUAGCCCCGAAAUUCCGUCCAGCCCCCGGCGAGAUUCCAGCGCCGUUCACCAUCCAUCCGCAAGAUGCGGGUCAUUAUAAAAUCAAGCCCGCCGCCCGCGAACAGUGGAUUGAUGGGUCAUACGGCAAAGUCAUAGUUCCUGAAGAGAUCGCCAGGGCAGUGGGCGCCAUUUGGGAUGGGAUUGAUUUCGCGUACGCGCCGGAAGAUGCACCCACGGAGAAGGCGGUCAAAAUGGAGGCUUUGGAGGAGAGCGCGCGGGGGCAGGCGGAAAACUCUGCCGUAGAGUCUAAUCGUGAUAAACAGCCUUCCCAUGGCAACGGGAAGGAUGCCCAGGGUGAGCCCUCUUCCCAAGCGAGACGGCAGGCGCAGCCUCAGUCUCACAAUGCAUCUCAGAAGCCACUCCCCCGGACCUCGAAUUCAGCUGAAAUCCCGUCCACCAUGCCUUCGUCCAACCCUGUGGCUCGGGCAGAGCCCGAUACCCCUUCCACCGAGCAGUCAUCUAUACCCCCCUCCGGUCCUAUACCGGCCCGUAUUCCGAUCGUCCCUAUUCCACCAUUACCUCACGCGCAAGCUUCUCAGCCCAUCGCUCAACCUACCCCUUCCACUCAUACCCAUGCUCCUGAAGCUUUACCUGCGGCAGCGCCAGAAGCUGGACCAUGCGUGGCUCAACCUCGGCCUAAUUUCAGCAUCAAAGUCCAGCGGCUAGCUAGCGAUGGUCAGGCCGUUGUCACAAAUCCUAUACCCCUGUCAUUGCGGACGAGCCAAAGUCGCUCACCUGCCGGCCCCUCUCAGCAGAUACCUCCCGCUCUUGUUGCGAACCAGAUACCUACAUCCAUACAUCCCAUACCGAACGAGUUUGCUCCCCUCGAUCCUGCUCCACUCCACAGCGCUGGGGAUUGGCCCACUUUUGUUGCUGGCUCACAGCCUCUCCAAGGUCUGCCGAUAGGGUAUCAUUCCUUCCCGCAGCAGCCGACUCCCGGUCAUGUGUUGCCGAACGUCGCCAUGCCUCCCGAUCUCGGGCAAAUGGACGAUGCUACACGAGCGAUGCUGUUUUCGCAGAUGCAGCACUCGUGGGACGGUUCAGCUGGCGGGAGAGAGAUGGGCGAGUCUUUUGGUCAGCAGAUGCAAAUGGGCCAGCGACCUGGUCUAUAA